AAGUAGGUAAGAACCUCAAAUACUUUGGAGAUGUAGCUGGAAGCAGCACUAGGUCUUGAUUAAUUACCAAGGGGAGGGUGGAGCAAUGAUGACCAAUGGCCUCUGGUAAUAGGCAUUAAUUAGAAGCUGCUUCUCAUAAAGGGAUAAAAGGGAGGGGGAGGCAGGGAGUGGAGGCUACCCAACUAGCCUCCCAGGCUAUGGACCGCUUUGUCUAUCCUCCGUACGGCGUGUACCAGAGUUAUGGGAGCACCUUCACCUCCAGCCACAACGUGGCCCCCCGGCCACCCCCCAAGCAAAAGCAGUCCAGCUGGAAGCAGAGCAAGAACAGCGGCAUUCCUAAUCCCUAUAGGGGACUGCCGCCCACCCUUGCCUCGGAUCCGCAGGAGACCUCCACAGACUACUUGGACAACUACAAGCGGGCCCAGCUGAAGGCGCUGCUGUCGCAGGUCAGCCCGCGGCUCCGCAAAGGCAGUCCCAAAGAGGUGGGAGUCCAGGUCAACCCGCGGGUGGACGCCGCCGUGCAGUGCUCGCUGGGCUCCCGACCGCUCCAGGCCGUCCGGCCUCAAAGCAUCCCGCGGGAGCCGCCGCCCCUGCCGGGCAUCUAUUCUCCAGUCCUCGGCCGCCGCCUCUUCACUUUGCCCGAGGCUGUGGUGGAGCCCCAAGAGCCGGAGGAAGCCCCCGCUGAGGUCCCGCUCGCCCACGAGGAGCCCGAGGAGAAGGCAGCGUUGGAGAAAGAGGAGACCGGCGGAGUAGAGCUGGUGGAAGAGGACCGGGACGAGGAAUCCGCCUCCUGGAAGGGAGAAGCGGCCAAGCAAGGAGGCCACGCAGGAGGAGGAGGAGGGGAAGGCAAGACGCUCUCCUUCCAGUUCCUGGAACAGAAAUAUGGCUACUUCCAUUGCAAUGACUGUAAGACCAGAUGGGAGAGUGCUUAUGUGUGGUGCAUUUCUGGAACUAAUAAGGUUUACUUCAAACAGCUCUGUCGCAAAUGUCAGAAGAGCUUCAAUCCUUAUAAGGUAGAAGCAAUCCAGUGCCAGCUCUGUUCAAAGACUCGUUGUUCCUGCCCUCAGAAGAAAAGGCACAUUGACCUCAAGAGGCCUCACCGUCAAGAGUUAUGUGGCCGCUGCAAGGGAAAAAGACUGUCUUGCGAUAAUACCUACAGCUUCAAAUAUAUUGUCUGAUCUGUUUGCCUUCUCUCUAAUGUGGUUGGUCUGUGUUGGCACUAUGCACUUUGAUACUUGGUUUUGACUUUAGGCUUUUGACUUGGCAUUGGAUAACGGAUUAAAGAUUUUUGUAAAUGUGGGGGAACUUCCUUUGUAAUUCAUUGUACCUUGUAAUAAAACUUAAAUCAUAA
This is a messenger RNA of Sphaerodactylus townsendi, 1351 nucleotides long. RefSeq names its product zygote arrest 1 like (gene ZAR1L). Bases 198 to 1178 code for a protein of 326 amino acids. The record is from RefSeq and is a predicted model, not a curated record. Gene Ontology annotation, cellular component: cytoplasm. Gene Ontology annotation, molecular function: mRNA base-pairing post-transcriptional repressor activity. The transcript has 4 exons. Lineage: Eukaryota; Metazoa; Chordata; Lepidosauria; Squamata; Sphaerodactylidae. Gene Ontology annotation, biological process: translation.